Symbiodinium necroappetens is the source of this 1845-nucleotide messenger RNA. The record is from the annotation of a GenBank genome assembly. Lineage: Eukaryota; Dinophyceae; Suessiales; Symbiodiniaceae.
AUGUCAGGCUACUUGCCCGAUGGCACGCCGUUGAACAAGGCCGGCAACGCCAUCAACCAUCCGGAGACUAUCGGACCGGAUACACACACGCCGGGAUCGCCACUGCCUCGGGCCAUCUUCAGCAACUCCGUUGGCUACCUCCCUGAUGGAACACCUCUGAAUGCAGCAGGCAACGCCGUGAACCAUCCUGAGACCAUGCAGCCGGAUACACACAUUCCCGGUUCGCCGUUGCCGCCGUCCUUCUACGCUGCCGACACGGGCUACUUGGUGGAUGGCACGGACAUGUCCGUGGCAGGCAACCGGUCUGUUCAAGGCCCCCCACCUGCGGCUGCACCAGCAGCUGCGCCUGCACCGGGCGCAGCUGCUCCUGCCGCCAUGCCUGGCACUGCUUCUCUGACAAUGGAGGAAGUGAUCAGUGCCCAGAAAGGGUGGGCAGAUGCGAUCAAAAGCAUCUCAAGGACCUACUUGGACGGCGGAGAAUAUGUGGCAGUGGCCGCAAGUGCAGCCGGCGAGCUCUACGGAUACGGCCACGGCAACGUGCUUUUCAAGCCAACCAAAGCCAAGGAUGUUCAAUUCCGGCCUGAGGCGGAUCAGGCCAUGUCCUACUUCGUAGGCGCCGACGCUGUGACUGGUGGCAUCUCGGAGGACCACGGCUUCGCAAUCAAUGGCGGCAAGGGUUGGUCCGACGUGAUGUUCGACAACCACCAGAUCGACUUGCACGGCAAUCUGGCACUUGCCAUGGGUAACUACAUCUUCACAUCUGCUGAGGACCGAAGCAUCAGCAAGGUGGAAUACACGUUCGGCUACAGGAAGUGUCAGGAUGGCAAAGUGCGCAUUUGUCUUCACCACUCGUCCGUCCCAUAUGAGCACACCGCCGCACCAGUUUCCAUGGAGGAGGUGAAAGCGGCCCAGAGAGCAUGGGCGGAAGCAAUCAAAAACAUUUCGAAGGCAUACUUGGAGGGUGGGGACUAUUUGUCAGUUGCCAAUCGUGCGGCCACUGAUCUCUAUGGCUAUGGCCACGGAAAUGUCCUCUUCAAGCCAACCAAAGCAAAGGACAUGCAAUUCCGCCCUGAGGCAAACCAGGCCAUGUCUUACUUCGUCGGCAACGACGGGAUGGGUGGUCAUGGAAUUGCUGAGGACCACGGCUUCGCAAUCAACGGCGGCAAGGGUUGGUCAGACGUGAUGUUCGACAACCACCAGAUCGAUUUGAACGGAGAUCUGGCCCUUGCUAUGGGCAACUACUUCUUCAGCGACAUGGAUGGCGGCAUCCACAAGGUGGAGUACACAUUCGGAUACAAGAGGUGCCUCGACGGGAAAGUACGUAUUUGUCUCCACCACUCGUCCGUGCCAUAUCAGGGAUCUCCCGAAUCCGCCGAGUCUGGACACAUGAGCAGCAUUUCUGCUACGCCUAUGCCCGUGGCGGCCGCAUUUGUGGGAUCGUCUGUCCCGGCAAGUGCCCCAUUGCGCCAUUCUAUGGGUUUCGCGUACUCCGCACAGAAGGAUGCCUAUGCAGACUUGGAGUUUGGCAAUGAUGUUGGCUAUUUGCCGGACGGCACACCCAUGAACAUGGCGGGCAACUGCAUCAAUCAUCCCGAGACCAUUGGACCAGACCCACAUACACCAGGAUCGCCCCUGCCUCGAGCUCUCUUCGUGAACGACGUGGGGUACUUGCCCGAUGGCACACCCCUGAACCAGGCAGGAAACGCCAUCAACCACCCCGAAACCAUUGGAGCCGAUCCUCACUCUCCAGGGUCACCUCUUCCAGCGGCACAAUACGCUGCGGAUGUGGGAUAUCUUGUGGAUGGCACACCCUUGGAUUCCGCGGGCAACAAUGCAAUUCACUAA